UCAAGUCCAUGUGUGAGUCGAGGUGAGUGUGUGUGUGUGUGUGUGUGUGUGUGUGUGUGUGUGUGUGUGUGUGUGUGUGUGUGUGUGUGUGUGUGUGUGUGUGUGUGUGUGCUCAUCCAUCCUGUAAAUGGAUUGCUAAUUAAAGACAUCUCAGGUGAAGCCAGAGAAGGCGAGAGAGGAAAUGAGGAGUGGAGGGCCAGGUAAGAGGAGACGGUAAAAGUAGAUUAUCAAAUAAAAGAGAAGAGAGAAGAUGGAGAUAAAAGACAACUUGAAGGAGGGGCAGAGGUGGAAGGGAAAAAGAAAGGUAUGUGACUGCCUUACAAAAAAAAAUACAGCAAGAGAAAGAGAAGAGGACGAAGCCAAAGAGACAAAAGGCACAGAAAGAGGAAAGGAGACAUCAUAAGAGAGAAGCUCUGACUCAUAAACGUCCUUCCACAAGCUUGGACACAGCAGCUAUGCACCUGCUCUGUCAUGUGCUGUUCUUGACAAUGACCCUUCACCUUGGUGCCGUCACGGGUGGAAGAGCCCAUCGUAAACAGAGCCAGACAGAAGAGAAGGUGAGGCCAUAUCUGGGCAGAGUAGAUCCAGAAUCACUAUGUCAGUUGUUGAAAUGUAACAGUCCUAUCGGUUCCUGGUGCCAAGUAGUGAAGGAAGGAGACCUCCUAGUCCCAAAAUGUGUGUGUCCACAGACCUGCCCGCGGCAGGGGGCACCAGUGUGCAGCAUUCUGGGGAAGACGUACGGCAACGAGUGUCUGCUUCACAGGGAGGCUUGCCGCAAAAAACGACGCAUUGGCAAGGCACAUAGUGGAGCUUGUCUUGGAUGUUGUCUAAAAGAUGUCACUGAUGUGGUUUCUCCAUCAGUGAGCAAGGCAGAGUGCUUUGAAGAAGAGUUUGGUCAGUUCCCGUACCGUCUGUUGGACUGGUUUUUACUGCUCAGCAGAAUGGGAGAAAAAUACACACCAGCUGCACCCUCACAAAGCUGCCUUACACACACACAACGAACCCAGCUCGCACAGAGAAGGUUUGCUCUGUUGGAUCGCAACAGGGAUGGGAAAUUAAGCAGGAGAGAUCUAACAAAGCUACGCUAUAAGCGAAUGCCACUGGAGCACUGUGCUCAAAGAUUCUUCCAGUCAUGUGACAAGAACAAGAAUAAGAAGGUGACCCUGAGUGAGUGGACAGCCUGUCUUGUUAAUCGGUCAGAACGCUGGUUUCAGGAUUUCAUGUCCAUGAAGAUGGGCUCACCAAAGCUGUGUCCUGUCCCAGACUAUAACCUUUGAAUUUAUACAUUUUAUUUGGGUGCCAUCACGUUUUCGGCUGUUCUUUAAAUACUGAUGGAACAGAUUCCUGAUCCGGACCACUGCUGAUUAUCAGAAUCUGAAAUUAUUUGAUUCCACCAAUGGGGAAUUAUUAAUAUAAGCUCUAUUUUAUUAGAGAUAUACAUUCAAAUUCAAGUCAGAUAAAAAUGUAUAUGCAUUAGACCAGUGGUUCCCAAACUUUUUACAGUGGCGUCCCCUCCAAACAUUCAAAAUCCAUUCGUGUACCUCCUCUCUAACACAUAGAUAACGUUCUAUAUUUAACACAAUUGUCUUUGUAAAAAAUCUCACUUAUAUUUAACAUGCUAUAUUUGUAAAUGUUUUUUACAUGUUAUAUUAAUCAUAUACAUAUUUAAUAAAUGGCUUACCGAUUGAUAUGGGUAUGCUAGAUAUGACAUAAUUGCAUAAAUUGAAAACUUCCCCCUCAUCACGUCGUGGUAUGCAAGUAUGGCAUUGCCCGGUAAGUAUCUGUGCAAUUGUGUGGUCAGCUCAAGGUGCUUUUUUAUGUCACAUUUGACACUGUUAGCAAGACUGAGCUCAUUUGCUGAAAAAACAUCAUGCAACAAUGUAAAAAUUGGUGUUUCUACACUAGAGGGCACACCAAAUUAUUUUUGCCAGUGAGAAAAACAUGAACUGGGUUUGAAUGUUAUCUUAGAAAUGUGAUGAAUUUGAUUAAAUUUAAAGAACUUAACGAACCCCCAUUGUCACCUCACAUACCUCCAGGGGUACGCUUAGCCAACCCCAGUUUGGGAAACAGACAUAUAUACAUAUAUAUAUAAACAGUAUAUGUCUGUCACCAAGAUAAAUUCCUUGUAUGUGUAAGCAUACUGAGCAAUAAAGCUAAUUCUGAUUCUUAUAAUAAAAGUUUAACAUUUAUGUUACUGUUUUGUUGUUUUGCGUAAGAAUUUUUGUGCUAUUGUGUGGUGCAACUCAACAAAAACCUGCUUUUUAAAAAGAAAGAGGGAAUGUAUCAUGGAUCACACAAUUAAUUACUGCAGAGAGGGACAGACAGAGAGGGAUAGAGAGAGAUAGCGCUAUAACCUUAAACAAAGGGAUGGAGAGGAGAUUAAUUGAGGGGUUGUGUUUAAUAGGAGAAAUAGAGAAAGAAAGAAGGAUGACCCAUGAGAGAGAUAAAAGACUACAUGAGCUGGGAUGAGAGGAAUAGAUAAUAUGGCAGAGAAAGAGAAGGACAGAAAGAGAGAGAGAAUCUCGUAAUGCACUCAGAGAACGGGACAGGGAGGGGGACAAGUUACUGUAAACCACUGCAAAUGGAGGAGAGAAAAUAGAUUGAAGCAUGAAAAAUGAAUCAGAAAAAGAGAGACAGAAAGUAGGGGGAUGGGGUGUGAGAGAGGGAGAGAAAGAAAGAGUUGGAGAAGGGUGUAAUAUGGGUGGGAAGUGAUUGUUAGACGAGAGAGAGAAAGAACAUGAGAGUAACUAAAUGGCAUCCCACCACAAAGUAACAUCCCUUUUAAGACAUCACUGAUGUCUAUCUGAUGUUAAACAUGAAAUGCUUCCAAUCGUUGCAGCCAAAGUGUGAAAAUUUGAUUCUCAACAUUCGAAAACUAGUAGAUCAAGUUUUCCAUGUACAUAUGAGCCCUGGAAGUAUGCGAUGUAAUCAGAUAUGAUUACAUUUGUAGCUUUUAAAGUGGGUUCGGUUUCCCGUAGCUGUAGUUUAGUCAAGAAUUAGUUCUCAUCUGGCUGCCUUUUCUGCAUUGUUUUAGUUUAUGGUGUGGUUUGAUAUUUGGCAUUGUGCAAACUGAUCUAACAUGAUGUUUAGUUGUGACAUUGUGUAGUUAUGUGUUGUGUGAGUUGCUAUUAAUGUGUGGUGUGUUUUCCUGUGUGCUUAUAUUGUGUUGUUAAAAGAAUAAAUAAAAAUAAAUAAAUCCAUAAAUAAA
Xyrauchen texanus (razorback sucker) is the source of this 3208-nucleotide messenger RNA. Its product is annotated as SPARC-like protein 1. The transcript has 9 exons. The record is from RefSeq and is a predicted model, not a curated record. NCBI's taxonomy places the organism in Eukaryota, Metazoa, Chordata, Actinopteri, Cypriniformes, Catostomidae. Gene Ontology annotation, biological process: anatomical structure development. Gene Ontology annotation, molecular function: protein binding; calcium ion binding; extracellular matrix binding. Bases 456 to 1277 code for a protein of 273 amino acids.